CGGUGCCGCCGCAGCCUCCGCCCGCGGAGGGAUCCGCGAGUGCAGCCGGGAGCCGGGCCGCGCUCCCUCCUUCCCUCCCUCCCGCUGCCUGUGCCGCCGCCCAGCCUUGCGCCGGAGCCGCCAUGGGCCUCACCAUCUCCUCGCUUUUCUCACGCCUCUUCGGCAAGAAGCAGAUGCGCAUUCUCAUGGUUGGUUUGGAUGCUGCUGGCAAAACAACUAUUCUUUAUAAACUGAAACUAGGAGAAAUUGUCACCACAAUUCCAACUAUCGGUUUCAAUGUGGAAACGGUAGAAUACAAAAACAUUUGUUUCACAGUUUGGGAUGUUGGUGGUCAAGACAAAAUAAGACCUCUUUGGAGGCAUUAUUUCCAAAACACACAGGGCCUCAUUUUUGUGGUAGACAGCAAUGACAGAGAGAGAAUCCAGGAAGCUGCAGAAGAGUUGCAGAAAAUGCUUCAGGAGGAUGAGCUGCGAGAUGCCGUGCUGCUUCUGUUUGCGAACAAGCAGGAUCUGCCAAAUGCCAUGGCAAUCAGUGAAAUGACAGAUAAACUAGGUCUUCAGUCUCUGCGUAACAGAACUUGGUAUGUCCAGGCUACCUGUGCUACACAAGGAACUGGUCUGUAUGAGGGACUUGACUGGCUGUCAAAUGAACUCUCAAAACGCUAACUCAAACUGGAUGACUUUCACCAGGGACAUGUUUGAUAUAAGUGGUCUAGGCUUGUUACAACAAAACUAGUUUGCAUCUUGGUUAUUACAGUAUCUGGAACUGAUAUUUGGGCAGAAUAUUACAGCGUUUCAACUUAUUUUGUUGCCAAUUAUUGCUUACCGAGCUACAUGUUGCAAAGGUAGCAAUAUGCUUGGGUAAAAAUCUCCUUACCUUGGAAAAAGUGUAUCUUCUGAUUUUAUUGCCCUUGUUAGCCUAAAUGCCUGAAUAUAGUUAUUGUGACAUCUUUAAGAUCUGUUUCAAAUAUUCUUUUGAGCCCCAAUAAAUUAAUGUUUUAAUUUUUUUUCUUCCCUGCUACUUUUAGUUUACUGAUGCCCUGUUUCAUUCCUCAGACAGUCUGCUGAUUUCAAAAUGUAGCAUUCCGUAUGUAUUUAUUUCUCUCCCUUGCCAAAAAGAAUUCCUAAUACAGCUUGUUCCAGCCAAGGAAAUGCUCUAAAACACUAUAUCAGUCUACUGCACUGAGGAACAUUUUAUUAAUCCUUGGGAUCUGUCAGCCCAACUUGCCUUUGUGUGAAUUGGAUUUGAUGGGUAGAAUAGUUCUGUGCUGGUUGCGAAGAGCUCAUGUUGAGGUUGUUUUUAAUAUUCAGCAGAUUGUCUUCCUUUAUAUCGUAUCUUUUUUUAUGUUGCAUGUUGCUUUUUGGUAUCAGCCUGACUAUUUUUGCCCAGUGUAUAAUAGUUCUGCUGAAGUUUUAUUGUUUGUUGGUGAACAUAUCUUCAUAAGGAAAUUUUGGAAAUUCAUCAGACUCAAUGGAUUAGUUUCUUCAUAACCCACUUGGAAUUAUUCCUAAUAAAAUGAUAAAAUGUA
Pezoporus occidentalis (night parrot) is the source of this 1528-nucleotide messenger RNA. RefSeq names its product ADP ribosylation factor 4 (gene ARF4). NCBI's taxonomy places the organism in Eukaryota, Metazoa, Chordata, Aves, Psittaciformes, Psittacidae. Gene Ontology annotation, biological process: intracellular protein transport; vesicle-mediated transport. The transcript has 6 exons. The record is from RefSeq and is a predicted model, not a curated record. Gene Ontology annotation, molecular function: GTPase activity; GTP binding. Gene Ontology annotation, cellular component: plasma membrane; cytoplasm. Bases 123 to 665 code for a protein of 180 amino acids.